Molecule: messenger RNA, 3156 nt
Organism: Diabrotica balteata
Lineage: Eukaryota; Metazoa; Arthropoda; Insecta; Coleoptera; Chrysomelidae
Source: the annotation of a GenBank genome assembly
AUGCAUCAACUUGAACCAGAAAAUUUAAAACAACUGAAAGAUGCUAUAAAGGCAGGAAAUAAUGAAAUUUUAAGUAAAAUCGAUGCUAGCGAGUAUACAAUAGAAGAUUUAAAAUAUCUAGACCACACCGAAGAAGAAAAACAAAGCGAGCAUCGUACACAAAGUGAACCUAGCCCCCCAAUAACUUCUUUAGUCCAACGAGAAGUUGAAAGUCCACAACUACAAACACCAGUUACCCAUAAAACUGGCGUGAAACUCAAACAACCGGUAAACCCAUCAUCUCAGGAAAAACACGGAUACAAGAAAUCACAACCACAACAGACUGAAAUAAAAUUAACAUCAAAUCAAAAACUAAGACAUCAAGGAACACCAAAAACAGGUGUCAGCAAUGGAUACCGGGUACCGCUAUUCGAAGUGCCUUCAUCCGUUCGAGGCUGUGAACAGGCGAAGUUAACAGUAGUUCAUAUGGUGUUCGUAGAGUGCAAGCCGUUUGGCAUAUUCGCUCAAAAAAAGUGUGUUUAACGACCCCAUAAAAACUUUAUUACUAAAACAAAUAUCUGUGAUAAUGUUAAACAAGAUGAUUUUGCAACUAGUCGAAAACUUAAAAUAAAUUCAGCAAAAAAAGUCCUUGGUAGUAAUAGUAGUAGUAGUAGUAGUAUAAAGCCUACGAAAAAAACCAACUAUACGAUAGUAGUAAAUUAUAGCUCAAAAAACGAUAUUAAACAGACUCCUAUUAAAUUAACAACUCCUAAAAGUACUAAAAUCACAACUAAAAAACAAAUUAAGAAGACUACUGCAAAAAUCAGCAACUUGUUUACGACAGUAUCUCCCAAAAAGACAAAAAUAAGUUCAUCUAAACCUGCUAUUAAACCUUUAGUAAGACUAUCGACCCAAAAACAACCCGUAAAGGUUAAUAAUUUAGCAAGUUCUAAGAGAAAACCUCCUAUCAAUAAAAAUGCAAAACCAGUUGUUCAUAAAGUAAUAACAAAAUGGAAAGAAAAUGCCGAUCUGUUAGAUUUAAAACAAAUAUACAAACAAAACCUAGCGAUCCCAACCCCUAACCCAGAAGUAACUUCAUCCUCUCCGCCAUUUUCUCUCAAUGAUCUAGGUCCAAUACCAUCUUUAACUAAUAAUGGUGGUAACUUGAACGAAUUAAAUAUUAUGCCAGAAGUAAGUUCCCAUUCUCCACCAUUUUCUCUAACAGGUGUUCCCGAUUUAUCAGAGUUAGUCCCUAUAGAUCCUAUACUACCACUCGCUGACACAGGUACUCAAGCUAAACCACUUAGCACUUUUAAUCUAGAUAUGAUUCCUAACAGCGACAAUGGAGUAAAAUCUCCUUGUCCUAGCAUACAUAUAUCUAGCUCUAUGCUGCAACCGGAUCUACGUCAGGAAUGUUCUGAUCUAAACUUGGUCCUAAACUCUCACAUUCACCAAAAUCCUAGCGACAGCAGCGGCACUAGACUACCUGCUGUUAGUACCUAUGACUCUGAUCCAGAAGCUGUAGAAGCAGAAGCAGAACCAGUAUUUGAUGCUGUAGAAAGUGAGCCGGUAGAGGCUGCAGCAGAUCCAGGUGCAGGGGCUGGGCAAUCGGUAAUUCCACAAAGCGUCGGGACUCCCGGUAAUGGCGGUACUGGAGGUACAGGUGGUAGUGGAAGUAAUGGUGAUGGUGGCGCCUGGAAAUUUCCCGAUCUCAGACAUCUAUUCGAAGCCAUUGGAUAUAUAUGGAGAGGCCUGGGUUUUCUCUUUAAUUUUUUGAAAAAUCCCUAUUUAUAUCUCGUUCCUAUGGCUCUAUUCUUCCUUUUAGGUUUUUUGAAGGUUCUAGUUUUAUUUCCUUGGUGGAUUCCUUUACUCAUACUUUAUAUUAGUGUGAAGACAGGACAAAAGCCCAAACAGCGCAUAGCGUUUUAUCAACACGUGCAUAAACCUGUAAAACAUUUGGACGGGUGGUUUUGGAACCACAAAACAAAAACAUGGCAGAACGUAAAGGACUACGUUUAUAAAAAACGAAACGAUUUUCCCGAAGCGAUCAGUUUUGAUCCCCACGAUACUCUGCAGAAAGAUCUACAAAGGAUACAUCAGUUAUACAAUGGUACCAGCGAUGGAUACAAAAGGUUUAAGCGAAAAACUUGAUCUGCAGCUAUUGAAGAAGGUAGAAAAGCAUCGAUAGAAAACACAAAAACUGAAAAUGUAGUCUUAGAUUUAAUGGACGUUCGAACUCCACCAAGAAUAAAACUUAAACAGGAGAAAUUAAAAUACGAAAAUUCCCAUCCAGGCAUUGCCAUACCUGUCGAUGAAGACUCCAUUAACAUAGAAGAAGGCACUACCAAAAAGUUCAAUUUUUAUAAACUGGAGAGACCAACUACAGAUUCCAGUAUCUCUACAUGGAUUCUGCUAAGUGGUCAACCGCUAACCACCAAUAAACCAACUGUAACAAACUCUACAAAUAAUGCAGCUGAUGACAACAAGAAGAAUGAUACAAUCGUUCCUAUUUAUAACAGAACAACAAGGCCAUCCAUGACCAUAAAUACAUCAAAUGUUAUCAAAGAAAAAAUCAAAUUUACAGAAAUAAGUAAGUUUAGUCAAAAGAAAAGAAAAUCCACUACCACUUCUCCUCCUCCAACAACCACAGUUGCAGAAAUAAAGAAAACUGAAAGCAAAGUCCCAGAAGUAAAGGAAAAAUCAAAAAUAACAUCUACGUAUAGCACAUCUGCAUCAGUAUCUGUAUCUUCAGGUCAUAAAUCAGAAAAUGAUAAACAUGCUACAAAAACUAAAAAGAAGAUAACUACAACAACAACUACCAAAGCACCUCUAUUAACAAACUCUAGUAGUAAAAAAGAUGAGAGUCUUGCAAUGACAACUAAUACAGCAACUAAGAUAUCUACUUCAGAAUCCAACAUGGUCAACACUACUGCAACGAAUUCUAGUUCAAUUGCUCUGGAAUCCAAAGAUGGUUCAGUUUCUUUAACAACCGACAAGAAGAAAACCUCCUCUGGUAAAAAGAAGAAGAACAAACGUAGGAGGAAACCAGCAAGUAAAGAAAGUACAGCACUCACCAGUUCCAAUAAAAUAAAAAAUAAAAACAACGCCAUCGGGGCUCAGAUCUACAACUAUCUGUCUAGGGAGAUAGUUCCUAGUCUUGGUGUUGGUUUAGUGUAG